This is a messenger RNA of Dendrobium catenatum, 1297 nucleotides long. RefSeq names its product L-type lectin-domain containing receptor kinase IV.2-like. The coding region runs from base 255 to 923 and encodes 222 amino acids. The record is from RefSeq and is a predicted model, not a curated record. The transcript has a single exon. Lineage: Eukaryota; Viridiplantae; Streptophyta; Magnoliopsida; Asparagales; Orchidaceae. Gene Ontology annotation, molecular function: carbohydrate binding.
UGAUAUAUCAAUAUUAUUGUAUAAAUUCAGGAAUCAACAUACUAUUCUUUGGAGUUUCUUGAAUUUAUGUAAACAAAUAGGAGGCAUAAGGACAAUUAAUUAAAAAAUAAAGAAAAAAUUAAGCCUCUAAUUCCUCUGCUCACUGAUUCACUUUUUUUCUCUUUAUUUUUAUCAUGACGAUACAUAAAAGUUUCACAUGUAGAACAUCAUUUAGUAAUGUGUUUCAAAAAGGAAACUAUACAGGUUAAUUAAAAAUGCUAAAUACUUCAACAACGCCACAAACCAAGAACUUAGCCACGCAUUCUACCCAAAUCCUUUCCCCUUUCUCCACCUCCUUCGUCUUUGCUAUCGUCCCACACUACACAGAAAUCAGUUCCGAAGGUCUCGCCUUUGCCAUCUCACCUACCCCAAACCUCUACUCCACCCUUCUCAGCCAAUUCCUCGGUCUCUUCAACCUCUCCAGCAAAGACCAAGCCACCAACCACAUCGUCGUUGUUAAGCUUGACACCAUUGAGAACAAGGAGUUUGACGACAUCAACGACAACUACGUCAGCAUCAACUUAAAUGGCUUAACUUCCGUCGUCGCCGCUCCAGCAUCAUACGCCAAAAGCUCUUCCCUGUUUCAAAAUUUGAGCUUGAUGAGCGGCCAGACGAUGCAAGUUUGGGCAGAGUAUGAUGCGAAGAAGAUGGAGCUUAAUGUGACCUUAGCUCCCCUUAAUACCCUGAAGCCGGUUUUACCUCUUCUGUCUUACACCAUCAACUUCUCCUCAAUUCUUCUGAGCAAAAUGUAUGUGGGGUUCUCUUCUUCCACUGUUGCGGCCGCUGGUUUGAAUUACAUUCUCGGAUGGAGCUUAUAUUUGAACGGCAAAGAAGCAGAGCUCCUGGCUUUUAAUCUCCUGGCAGCCGGAAAUGAAACGGCAUGACGUUGAAAUCGGAAGUGAAACGGCUGGUUGCGGUAGAAAUCGAAACGCUCUGGUUGAGAUCUCGCUUAGUUGACAUGGGUUCUCUGCAUGUCAAACGGAUGUCGAUUACAUAUGUGAGGGUUUAUUCAAAAGAAACCGUUCUAACGAAUGCAGUUUUCAUUAGCCAUUUGAAGAUCAAGAGUGCAAAUUAAUUACAUGUUAAAAUAAAUAACGGUUCAUAAUUAAUUAUUUAGAAGAUCAAAAGUAUAUUUUACAUAAAUAAAAGUACAAUUAUUAAUCAAUUAUAAUUAAAAUAAUUGAAAUGGAAGGUUAGGAUUUAAUUUAAGUGAUUAAAAUGAAAGGCUAGGAUUUGCUAAGAGUGGAAUCCCAAGCCA